AUGAAGCAGAACUUCUGCAGGAUGCAGGAGAUAUGGCUCAGGCAGCCAGCAAGCAAAACAGUCUCUCAGGGCUGGCUGUGGUCUGGGCAGAGCUCAGGGUGCCAGCAAGCAAAACAGUCUACAGGCAGUGAUGAAAAUCCAGAAGGAAAAACCCGCCAAUUCAUCAGCCACAUAAAAUGCAGGGAGUCUCUGAGGCGGGAGCGUAACAAAGACUACUUGAUCUGGGGACUCAGCACCGACUUGUGGCCCAGGAAAGCUGAGCUAUCCUACAUCAUUGGCAAGGACACCUGGAUCGAGAAGUGGCCCAACGAGGACGAAUGCCGGAAGCCAGAUUUCCUUGAGUUCUCUGAAGCCAUGGCCAUGUUUGGCUGCCCAACCUAAACUUGGACCCAGCUUUCCCAGCAGCCCCAAUGGUACAGUUUGAGCUGAGAUGGAGCAUAACCCUCAGGUGGAGACAUCUCCACUCAGAGUCCCAGUGCUACUGACACUCACCACUAGCCCUGUCCUCUUUGGGGGUUUCACUCUUUUCUUCUUAUUG
Messenger RNA from Mauremys mutica (yellowpond turtle), 538 nucleotides. Its product is annotated as complement C3-like. Gene Ontology annotation, molecular function: protein binding. The transcript is spliced from 4 exons. The coding region runs from base 1 to 381 and encodes 126 amino acids. NCBI's taxonomy places the organism in Eukaryota, Metazoa, Chordata, Testudines, Geoemydidae. The record is from RefSeq and is a predicted model, not a curated record.